Messenger RNA from Penaeus monodon (black tiger shrimp), 2407 nucleotides. RefSeq lists its product as uncharacterized. NCBI's taxonomy places the organism in Eukaryota, Metazoa, Arthropoda, Malacostraca, Decapoda, Penaeidae. The record is from RefSeq and is a predicted model, not a curated record.
CAGCUGCCCUUCGCUCCGCUCUCCCAUUUCCCCGAGGGAUACGUCCAAAAUGGAAAUGACUCUCUGACUGGACUGAUUUCAUGCGCCGAUGUGACUUCCAGAAGCCAUCCUUCAUUUCCAGUUACGUUCGAGUCUAUUGAUAAGAAAGACUCAGGGGGAUCUGGUGGGAGGGAGCCAUCCUUCGGCUUCGUAAACAAGGACUUCCAGUCGCCUUACGACCCUCACGCUCGUAACCCCCUCGUGGAAACUUUCGAGAACUUUGUCAAUGGCGAGUAUGCAAUAAAUCCAGGUAUGUUUCUCGGGGCGGUGGCAGCUCUACAGCAGUCGAAGAGUUUAAGUAAAGAUGGAGAAAGGAUUAAGAAUUCGAAUCAGGGGAGUAGUGGGGAAGAAAGAGUUAGUGUGCACAAUGAGGAGAGAAUCAACAGUUCGAAAGAGAGACUACGUGGUGUUAUGCAACAGGAGGCGUCGGGAGGGAAGGACUUACGAGACGGAAGUAUCAGUGACAAAGCGACAAGAAGGGCUCCCAUAAAGCCGCAAAAAGAGAACAGUGCCUCACAGGGGUCGAAGCAGAAUAUAUUAGGGUCUCUCCUGACCCAGAUCGGCCCUUCCAUCCUCGAGGGCGCGCUGUCGAAGGCCGUUCACAAUGGCCAAGGCAGUCCUCAAGGACCACCACAGGGAAGCCCCUUAAAGACCCUCAUCAGCGAGGUCGGGCCGAGUCUGCUGAGUGGAAUCCUUCAGAACGGGAAGGGUCGUUCGGGUCCAGGAAGCGGAGGGGGCGAAUCGAGCCCAUUACAGUCCAUCGUGAGCGGGUUGGGUCCACUGCUUGUGGCAGGGGCCGUGUCCCAGGGACUCGGUGGAAAUGGUAGGGACAAGGAUACCCAGAGUCCUAUCCAGUCAAUGAUCAGUAACCUCGGACCGCAACUGAUGAGCAGCAUCUUAAAGCAAGGACUGGGUGUUGGAAAGGGGCGUUCUCAGGAUUCUAGUCCCGUGGAGUCCAUAAUCAGCGGCCUGGGUCCUCUACUGGGAAACGCAGUACAGCGUUCCUUCCAAGGAGACAACAGCAAGAGCCCCGUAGUCUCGAUCCUCGGCGGCCUAGGAUCGAGUCUGCUAUCAGGAAUAUCACAAAAAGGCCAAGGAAACGCCAGACGUAACGGUGCUCCGAAACUCAACACACCGCCGAGAAAAGGACCUGAGCCACAGGAACCGCCAAGGCAACGAGAGCAAACCGACAACAACAACAGAUCUCCUUCGUCGGGAUCACGCAACUUCCGGGAAGGAGAGGGUCCUAGACAGGAACCUGAAGGAUUGAAGGAGGUUCAGCCCUCGGCCGGAGAAGGAGAGGAAGAACACCGAACAGGAACAGAAGACAACAACAACGCGGCUGCCCCAAGCCCGCUGGUGCGACUCGCCGCCGGAAGCCUCUUGGAAAAGUGGCUUCCCGAGCGCCUCCGCGUCCCCGAGGCGAACUCGACGCGCGGGGCCUGGGAGAUGGCCGUCAACCUCGCGCUCGGGAACCCCAAGGACAGGAACGGCAGGAGGAGUCAGUUCUGGUCGUGGAUGAGACAGCUGAGCGGGUCGGACCAGAAACCAGGUCACGCAGCGGCCGACUGGAUCUUGCGAGCGCUUGAUAAUCCUGCUCGCGCCGCCCACGCCCGCGCGAUCUCCGACUUCUACGACGCCCUUACCAGAGUCAGCCCAAUCUGCCAGUCGGCGGAAACUGUGGGAGGUGUCUAUGACUGGAAAAAGGACGUCGUGGCCGGCAGCCGGGUGGUGUGCGUGGACCCCGACGUCGCUCCCAAGGACGGCUGCGUCGUCUACUCCUUCGGCGUCGAGGACGAGUGGAGCUUCGAGGAGGAGAUGGAGAGAUACGGCUGUGAGGUGUGGGCGUUCGAUCCCUCGAUGGCGACGGGGAACCACAACCACUCGCGCAACAUUCAUUUCUAUAACGUUGGACUUGCUGCUUCUAACACCACGAGGGACGUUCAUGGCCAGACGUGGAAUCUCUUCACAUACCCUGCCGUCGUGGCGAGGCUGGGCCACUCCAAGACAGCUGUGAGUUACUUGAACCUCGACGCUGCUGGGUCAGAGUGGGAGAUCCUGAAGGAGGCGAUGCAGGACAGCCCUCACAUCCUCACGAACGUCCACCAACUCGGGGUCAGAGUUCACCUUGACCUGGCUCUGAUGGACCCGGCGUUGUAUCAGGUCAACCUCAACACUCUCCGUGACCUGGAGGGCUACGGCUUCCAGCUCUUCUCGUCCGGUCAUGAGGAAACGAGCGAAAAUAUAUACUUUGAUCCUUUGCCCAUGAGGACCGUCAGCUUGACCUAUGACCUUGUUUUCCUCCGAAUAUGAUCAUGUGAGCUUUUUUUUUUGACAGCAAAUAAAGUGAAAUGUGUGUGUUUUUCUA